Alnus glutinosa is the source of this 1758-nucleotide messenger RNA. RefSeq names its product 7-deoxyloganetin glucosyltransferase-like. Lineage: Eukaryota; Viridiplantae; Streptophyta; Magnoliopsida; Fagales; Betulaceae. Gene Ontology annotation, molecular function: UDP-glycosyltransferase activity. The transcript is spliced from 4 exons. The record is from RefSeq and is a predicted model, not a curated record. The coding region runs from base 1 to 1701 and encodes 566 amino acids.
AUGACGUGCUAUGACGUCAGUCCUCAAUGGGGUUUUCGAUUCCGUCAUCGUGUUUGUGGUGAUGAGAAUACCCUUAAGAAUUCCCAGAAGGCGGCAGACCGAGCUCGUCGUCCAAAGCUUCCAGAAGGUACCCGAGCUCCGGUUGAGACUUGCCGGAAUUCGACAUCAGGUCGACCACUGGCGUCGGAGAAGAAGUACAAGCCUGGGCAUGGUGGAGACGAGUCGGGAUAUAAUGCUACGUAUCAUUAUGGUUCCACGGCCACAAUAGAGAAGCCCCAUGCAGUUUGUAUCCCUUUCCCAGCUCAAGGCCACAUAAACCCCAUGCUCAAGAUGGCCAAAAUCCUCCACUACAGAGGCUUUCAUAUCACUUUUAUUAACACUGAGUUCAACCACAAACGCCUUCUCAAAUCCCGAGGUCCCAACUCUCUCAACGGCCUCCCUUCCUUUCGAUUCGAAACCAUUCCCGACGGCCUUCCCGAGUCCGACGUCGAUGCCACCCAAGACAUAGCAUCCAUAUGCGACUCUACAAGAAAACAUUGCUUAGCUCCCUUCAGAAACCAUCUUUCAAAACUGAACGACACAUCUUCAUCCAAUGUCCCUCCAGUCACUUGCAUAGUUUCCGAUGGAGCCAUGACCUUCACUCUAGACGCAGCAGCAGAACUGGGCAUCCCUGAGGUUCUUUUCUGGACAGCCAGUGCAUGUGGGUACAUGGGCUACGUUCAAUAUCGCCGUCUCAUUGAGAUGGGUCUGACACCACUCAAAGAUGCGAGCUAUUUAACGAAUGGGCAUUUAGAUACAGUCAUCGAUUGGGUUCCAGGUAUGAAAGGUAUUCGCCUGAGGGAUCUUCCGAGCUUCAUUAGAACCACAAACCCAGAUGAAAUUAUGCUAAAUUUUCCAAUGGUUGAAUGCGAGAGAGCUCAAAAAGCUUCAGCUCUCAUCUUCAAUACGUUUGAUGCCUUAGAGCAUGAGGUGUUAGACGCACUUUCAUCCAUGUUUCCUCCUAUUUACUCCAUUGGUCCCCUGCAACUUCUCCUAAAUCAGAUCCCGGAUAGUGAUCAUAAAUCAAUUGGCUCAAACCUAUGGAAAGAAGACGUUGAGUGUCUCGAAUGGCUAGACAAAAAAGAAGCCAACUCCGUUGUUUACGUGAAUUUCGGUAGCAUAAUGGUGAUGACAAGCGACCAAUUAAUCGAGUUUGCUUGGGGGCUUGCAAAUAGCAACCAAACAUUCUUGUGGAUAAUAAGGCCCGAUCUUGUGGACGGUGAUUCGGCCGUUCUUCCACCGGAAUUCUUAGAAGAGACCAAAGAAAGGGGUCUAUUGGCAAGUUGGUGCCCUCAAGAGCAAGUUCUGAGCCAUCCAUCCAUUGGAGGGUUCUUAACGCACAGUGGGUGGAAUUCCACGAUUGAAAGCGUGUGCGGUGGAGUGCCAAUUAUCUCUUGGCCGUUCUUCGCCGACCAGCAAACCAAUUGUCGGUACUCUUGCAAUGAGUGGGGCAUAGGCAUGGAGAUUGAAGGUGGUGGUAAGAGAGGAGAAAUAGAGAGACUUGUGAGAGAGCUGAUGGUGGGAGAGAAGAGGAAAGAGUUGAAGAAGAAAGCUGUAGCGUGGAAGAAGUUGGCAGAGGAGGCCACCAGUAGGCCUACUGGGUCAUCUUACAUGAAUAUUGACAAAGUGAUUAAUGAAGUUCUUCUUUCUGCAAGACAUUAGGUUAUGUUGGAUUGAUUAUAGAAGGCUGUUUAUAUUGAAUAAGCUUUAUAGAGCCUG